Molecule: messenger RNA, 15105 nt
Organism: Cuscuta campestris
Lineage: Eukaryota; Viridiplantae; Streptophyta; Magnoliopsida; Solanales; Convolvulaceae
Source: the annotation of a GenBank genome assembly
AUUACUAAGCUUCUUGGGUCUGUUAAAGUAGGGGGGCACAUUUGGGACAUUUUAGACCGACUCUAAUCCUUUUUUCUCUACCACUUUCAAAUGGCACAAUGCCAUCCUCCCAUUGAUUAACAAGCUUCCUUUCUGGUCUCGCCUCCUUCAUUCUUAUUCGACGGAGGACACUUCACUGUCUUUUCUUCAGCACAGCCAUCCAAACUCCAUCAGAGUAACAUGUUGCCACUGGUGGACACGCCACUUGUUGAUGGGGCAGACAAAGAGUUGGAUUCUUCACAGCCAUGUUUUUUCAAUAGUCUCAUGGAUCUUUUGCCAUCAGUCUCUGAAGAAGAAGAUAGUAAUAAGUGGCAGGAGCAAAUGAAGUCCUUGCUUCAAGGGGUAAGAUGCUCGAAAGAAGAGAAGGAUGUUGCUCACCUGGGAUGUAUUCACCAUCUUGUUUCCAUCUGCAAAGAUUUUUUAGAAGGUCCGGAUUUGUUUAAUGAUAAGCCCGCCUGCUCAAAUUUGAGAAAGAAAUUCUCUUCUUGUGUCAAAGUAUUUAAGUUACUCAGAACUCUCACAAAAGAUUACCCAUGUACUUAUUUUGACAUCAAAUUGGUGAAAUCUAUUGCUUCUUUCGCUGAAACAUUGUCUGCUGUGUUCAGAGCAAGUUUUGAAUUUCCAAGCAGCGGCCAUGUUAUUGAGGGUAGUUUUGAAAGUCUCAUAAUUCUUUUGUUGGAAGAGUUUAUCCAAUUUGUGCAUGCGAUUUUUUGCAACACUACUGUGUUUCAGAACAUCCAAGUAUGUGUUGCAGCUUCGAUUUUGGAAAAUUUGGGUCCAGACUUAUGGAGGUACAACACGACUGUCUCCAACCCUAAGCCCCCGCUGGCUUACUUCCCCCGAGUUGUUGUUUAUCUAUUGAGGCUGAUUUUAGAUGUUAGGGAUCAGACAUAUCAGCUAUUUAGGGGUUUAAACAUGGAAUAUAUUAGCUGUGACACUGAUUCUCAAAUGGAGUCCCCAACAUGCAAGGUAAAUUCAGAUUCAGUAUUCGUGCUGAAGAAGUAUACAGUUGAGGAGCUUUUCAGAAUAAUGUUCCCCCCUCGAGUCCAAUGGGUGGAUAAUAUGAUGCAUCUUGUUUCUUUUCUUCACUCUGAAGGUAUCAGAUUGAGGCCAAAGCUCGAUGGAUCAUCCUCUACUGCCACGAAAGUAUCUGGUACGCCUGAGUUAGAAACCACAGUUUGUCAUGAAGAUGAAGCGCUCUUUGGGGACCUUUUCUCAGAGGGCAGUCGUUCGGUGGGUUCUUCGGACGGAUAUGAUCAAUCUGCCGUUGCAUCUAGUUCUGUUUCCAACUUCAGCAAUAUGCUAGCUGAAGCUGAAACCAAACUGCUCUCUUUUCUUAAGAACUGUGCUUUUGCUCCUGAUUGGUGUCGUCCUUUCUAUGAAGAUGGGUGCCAAAAGUUCAAAAGCAACCACUUUAGUAUUUUACUCUAUAUUGUUCAUUCUCAUACUUGUGAGCCUGAUGGAAAAAAAUCUGAUGCUGCUAAACUUGGGCUUGACUUGGUCAUUCAUGAACGUUGCAUUGAGCUGUUGCAUAGUCUUCUCUCUUUUCGUGCUUUACCUGAUUCACUCGAAGAAUCCCUCGUUGAGAAAAUCCUUGUUCAAAAUGGUGCACUUAUGUACAACAACCAAACUCUUGCCUUAAUUGCCCACACAAUUAUUUGUCGGGUGGGUAUGGCUGGUAGUCACUUGAGGUCCAAACUUUAUGAAGUUUUUGUUGAUUACAUUAAUGACAAAGCAAAAGUGAUAUCAUCAAACUGUCCUAGUAUUAAAGAGUUUGUGAGAGAUCUCCCUUCUUUGUUUCAUAUUGAGAUUCUUCUAAUGGCAUUUCAUUUAUCAUCUGAGGAUGAAAAGGCUGCACUUGCAAACUUAGUAUUUGCUAACCUAAGAGCUGUUGGUGAUCCUGCUGGUUUUGAUGGUACACAAAUGUCAUGCUGGGCAUUACUACUUUCACGUUUGAUUGUGGUGCUUCGUCACAUGCUGUACUACCCUCGCGGCUGUCCUUCAUUCUUGAUUACUGAAUUCAGAACCAAGUUGAGAGAAUCAUCUACAUCAGGGAUGCAUUCUUGUGGUCUCUCUUCUAAUAUUUCAUCUUGGUCUUCGGUUUUGCUGGAUGGUGUAACUAGUGCUUCAAUUAAAGAAGCACCUUUUAUCAAUGAGUUGCUGGAUCACCUUAUUGAUGUUGUACCUUCUGCUGCUGUAUGUAGAGAGUAUCCAUCUGUUGAAUGCUUGGGUUUGAGCUGGGAUGAAAUAAGCGCUUCUUUCUCCUGGAUACUAUCAUCCUGGAAAGGUCGAAAACCCAAAAAAGUGGAAGAUUUAAUUCUUGAAAGAUAUACUUUUGUGCUUUGCUGGGCAAUUCCAAAUAUGAAGUCAACACCAGACUAUCUGCUGCCUUUCUUGCAUGGCACAGUUGAUCCCGACAUUUCAAGUACUGAACAUUUUGUGUAUUUCGGUCGAGCCAUUUUGGGUCAUGCUGGUGGUAGAAUUGAUCAUGCUGCUUUUUCUAGAAUUUCUUUGUGCUUGCUUCAUCAGUUGCACAAUUCUCACGUUCCAGAAGAUGUUGGAGAGCUUGGCUGGGAUUUUCUGAGGUGUGGAUCUUGGUUGUCAUUGUUACUGUCCAUUCUAACCACUGGCAUAUGGGCUUAUUGCAGGAAGAUGUCCAUAACAUAUGUUGUCCCUAAGUGGACAGAGCAUGCAUCUAUAGAUACAGAUUUUUUUGCUUUAGGCGAUAGUGUGAUAUCUAUUAUAACUCCGGAACAAGCCACACAGCUUGUAAAUGUUAUCUCAUCUUUGUUGGAGAGAUAUUUGCAAGUCUAUCAGAAAGCUUUCCUUUUGACAUUUGAUAAUGGACAACGUUUUGCUGUGGGGAUGUCUCCCAUCUUUCUUUUCACACACACAGGGCUUGAUAAGUGCAUGAAAGAUGAGAUCUUUGAGAAGAUGGGGUUUAAACAAUGCCAAUUGGAGCCCCUUCAAGAGCUUAUAUCAAAGAUGGGUGUAGCUGUUGACAAAUUGUCUUUUGGAAUACGUUUUAAGGUAUUCUGGGAUUCUGUGCUGCAUGGUUUGCCUUGUCAUAUUCAGGCUCCCAGUGGAAUCCUUCUAUCGUCUAUCCUUAGUAUCAUAGAUAUAGUGACUGCUCUUAAUGGAUUGCUGAGAAUUGUGGAUGCUGGGGAAAUUACCUCCUUGGAGAGACAGACCAUACAGCAGAUCCUUGAACUGGUAUUAAGAAUCAAGGGGGACAGUGUUUUUGAAGGGAUUCAUGGGAUAUGUGAAGCAAUUUACCAAAACCUGACCAGAGACUCAGAGAGAUACGAUUAUAGCACUUUAUCAAUUAUAAAAUGUAUUGAAGAGGUUUUGAUGAAUGUGAACAAGAGAGAAGUUUGCAAUAGUGGUAUCCAUGAAUGCUUGGUUUCUAGUGCCAUAGACAUUGUUAACAAGCUGAAAAAAGAUCCUUCCGGAAGUGGAUUUUUCAAGUAUUUGCUCUCUGUGGAGGGUGUCUCUGAGGGGAUUAAGAAUCUUUAUGGCUCACAGCGCUGUGAUUUUUUGUUUCUGGUUGAGUCACUGGAGAAUUGUAACUCAGAAGCUGUCAAUGUGAAGGUUUUCAAUUUUUUUGUUGAGCUCUUAUCGGGGGACAUGUGUACUGACGUGAAACACAAAUUACAUAAGAAAUUUCUUGGAAUGAGUCCGCUUCACCUGUCAAAAUGGCUUGGAAGGAGGCUUUUAGGAUUCAUUGAAGGGACAGAUGGCGUUGCAUGUGCAAAAGGAGCAUCAAAUUCUCUAAGAGAAUCUACCAUGAAUUUCAUAACAUGCAUAACUUCCACGUCAUCUGAAACUCCAUCAGAUGAACUACACAGUCACAUAUUUGAAGCUAUGUUAAUUUCACUUGACAGUGCCUUUUUAAUGUUUGAUCCUACUACUGCAAAAUGUUAUUUCAAUUUGGUAGUUCAGACUUGCAGAGGGGAGAGAUCAAUCCGGGCACUUCUGCAGCGGAUCACAAUGCUGAUAGAGAAGCUGGCUGGUAAUGGACAUUUGCUUCAGGGGUUAAAAUAUAUUGUUGACUUCCUUGCAACUCUUCUAAGUGAUAGCAGCUCUAACAAGGAUUCUUUUGAUAAGCCAUCCAUGAAGUCUGCUUGUGGCCUUAGUUUGGGGGUGGGUCCUCCGGCUUCUAGAAUCCUUGGUUCCAGGAAGAAUGCUGAUGCUAUUUAUCUCUCUGCCAGUCAAGCUGGGUCAACAUCACUAGAGUGUGAUGCAACUUCUGUAGAUGAAGAUGAGGAUGAUGGAACAUCUGAUGGGGAAAUUGGUAGCAUUGACAAGGAUGAAGAUGAUGAUAACAACAGUGAAAGAGCUCUUGCAUCAAAAGUCUGCACAUUCACUUCCAGUGGCAGUAAUUUUAUGGAACAACAUUGGUAUUUCUGUUACACAUGUGAUCUGACAAUUUCCAAGGGUUGUUGUUCUGUGUGCGCCAAAGUUUGCCAUCGUGAUCAUCGUGUAGUGUACUCUAGAUCUAGUCGCUUUUUCUGUGAUUGUGGAGCAGGAGGUGUACGAGGUAGUACUUGUCAGUGCUUGAAACCUCGAAAAUUUGCUGGCAGUAACAAUGCUCCAAAUCGCGGUUCUGGCAACUUCCAGUCUUUCCUGCACUUCACAGGAAGUGGUGAUCAGUUGCCUGAUAGCGAGUCAGAUGAUGAGGGUAUUUUUGUGGACUCAGAGAAUUCUGUCAGGAUACCAUUUGCAAAAGAGCUUCAAGAGAGGAUGCCUAUCUUAUUGAGCGAACUUGACAUUGAAUCUCAUGUUAUGAGACUUUGCUCUUCAUUGUUGACCCCUAUCAUAAUCCGGAGAGAUUCCAGCCUCUCAAGGGAGAGAAACAUCAGUUUAGGUGAAGAUAAAGUGCUUUGUUACAGUGGUGAUAUUUUGCAAUUGAAGAAAACAUACAAAAGUGGAUCUUUGGACUUGAAGAUAAAGACAGAUUAUUCUAAUACGAAGGAGCUCAAAUCUCUUCUUGCUAGUGGUUCUCUCAUCAAAUCGCUACUCAGUGUCAAUAGUCGAGGCCGGCUUGCUGUUGGAGAAGGUGACAAGGUAGCCAUAUUUGAUGUUGGUCAGCUUAUUGGGCAACCCUCUGUAGCACCUGUGAUGGCGGACAAGGCCAAUGUGAAACCCCUUUCUAAGAAUGUUGUCCGUUUUGAGAUUGUGCAUCUCGUUUUCAAUCCUUUAGCUGAGAACUACCUUGCUGUUGCUGGUUAUGAGGACUGCCAGGUUUUUACUGUGAAUCAUCGAGGUGAGGUGAAUGAUCGUUUGGCUAUUGAACUUUCCCUGCAAGGUGCAUAUAUUAAACGAGUAUAUUGGGUUCCUGGAUCUCAGGUUCAGCUAAUGGUCGUGACCAACAAAUAUGUUAAAAUAUAUGAUUUAUCCCAGGACAAUAUUAGUCCUAUGCAGUACUUAACAUUGCCUGAUGACAUGAUUGUUGAUGCAACCCCUGUUAUGGCUUCCCAAGGUAAGGUGUUUAUUAUCGUCCUCUCAGAGAGUGGCUGCUUAUAUAGGGUAGAUUUAUCAGUGAGAGGAAAUGUGGGGGCCACACCACUAAAAGAAGUGAUGCAAAUGGAGGGAAGAGAUGCACAUCAAAAAGGCUGUUCAUUAUAUUUUUCAUCGAUCCAUGGGUUUCUGUUUGUGUCGUUUCAAGAUGGCACUACUUUAGUUGGCCGGGUAAAUCCUGAUGCAACAUCCUUGACUGAGAUAUCUGCUCUGCUGGAUAAUGAACCUGAUAGCAAUCUCCGGCCAGCUGGAUUGUACCACUGGAAAGAAUUAUUUGGUGAUGGUGCCUUAUUUGUUUGCUUUUCAAGUUUGAAAUCAAAUGCUGCCCUUGCUGUUUCUAUAGGUGAGCAUCAAGUUGCUGCUCAGAACAUGCGACAUUCAGUUGCCUUGACCUCUACUUCUCCUGUAGUUGGUAUUGCUGCUUACAGCAAGCAUUUAUCAAAAGACAAAAUACACUGUCUUGUUUUGUAUGAUGAUGGAAGCCUUCAGAUAUACUUACACGUUCCAGCUGGUGUAGAUACUGACAUAAGUGCCAUUACUGAUAAGGUUAAAAGGCUGGGCCCUGGUAUCCUUAACAACAAAGCUUAUGGUGGUGCCAAGCCCGAAUUCCCACUUGAUUUUUUUGAAAAGACCAUAUGCAUUACACAUGAUGUGAAAUUAAGCAGCGAGGCAAUCAAGAAUGGUGACUCUGAAGGAGUAAAACAGAUUUUAGCUACCGAAGAUGGGUUUUUGGAGAGUCCCAGCCCUGGUGGAUUUAAGAUUACUGUUUCUAAUUCAAAUCCCGACAUUGUGAUGGUUGGUCUACGCCUACAUGUGGGUAACACAUCAGCCGAUCAUAUACCCUCUGAAGUCACCGUUUUCCAGAGAACCAUUAAAUUAGACGAGGGAAUGAGGUCUUGGUACGAUAUCCCAUUCACGGAGGCCGAAUCACUGCUUGCUGAUGAAGAAUUUACAAUUUGUGUUGGGCCUACAUUCGGUGGAUCUGCCUUACCGCGUAUCGAUUCAUUGGAAGUUUAUUGCCAAGCAAAGGAUGAAUUUGGGUGGAAAGAGAAGAUGAAUGAUGUUCUAAACAUGGAAGCUCAUGUACUCGGCUCUAACUCAUGGGUUGUAGGAUCAGGUAGUAAGUCUCAUGCGACUCAGUCUGUUCAAUUUCAGGAACAGAUAAUGGCUGAUAGCCUCAAUAUUUUAUCAAGUAUUUAUGCCUUGUGCAAACCACAAGGAUGCUCAAAAGUUGAGGAUGUUAAGUGCAAGCAGUUGCUGGAAUCAGUCUUUGAGAGUGAUAGAGAGCCCUUGUUACAGUCUGCUGCAUGUCGUGUCUUGCGAGCCAUCUUUCCCAGAAGGGAGAUCUUUCACCAGGUUAAAGAUGCAAUGCGUCUUACUGGUGUUGUUAAAUCUGCUGCAAUGCUUUCUUCAAAAUUGGGUAUUGGGGGGACAACUGCCAGAUGGAUUAUCGAGGAAUUUACUUCACAGAUGUGUGCUGUUUCUAAGAUUGCUCUACAACGUCGCUCAAACUUGGCUAGCUUUAUUGAAAUGAACGGUUCGGAAGUGGUUGAUGGGCUCAUGCAAGUUUUGUGGGGCAUUUUGUACAUAGAGCAGCCUGAUACACAAACUAUGAACAACAUAGUUGUAUCCUCGGUAGAACUUAUUUACUGUUAUGCUGAGUGUCUAGCCUUGCACGGGAAGGAUGUCGGUAGGAUGUCUGUUGCACCUGCAGUGUCAUUAUUUAAGAAGCUUCUGCUGUCAACCAAUAAGGCUGUUCAAACAUCCAGCAGUCUGGCUAUAUCUUCAAGAUUGCUACAGGUUCCUUUCCCAAAGCAAACAAUGUUAGGCACAGAUGAUGCUGAAAACUCUUCCUCUGCUCCAAUUCGAGCAGCAGCUUCCACUGGAGGUAGUGGAAAUACUCAAGUCAUGGUUGAAGAAGAUUCCAUUACUUCCUCUGUUCAAUACUGCUGUGAUGGUUGUUCCACUGUUCCCAUCCUCAGGCGAAGAUGGCACUGUACUGUUUGCCCCGAUUUUGAUUUGUGUGAGGCGUGCUAUGAAGUGCUUGGUGCAGACAGGCUUCCUCCCCCGCCACAUUCUCGAGAUCACCCUAUGACUGCAAUUCCUAUUGAAGUGGAAACCUAUGGGGAUGGAAAUGAAAUUCAUUUUACUACUGAUGAUUUAAGUGACUCUGGGUUGUUGGCUGUUGCAUCUGAUGUUGGAACACAGAAUUCUGGUCCAUCAAUUCAUGAAUUAGAACCGAAUGAUUCAGGAGAAUUUUCAGCAUCACUUCUUGACCCUGUUACAAUUUCUGCAUCCAAGAGGGCUGUCAACUCACUGCUUCUUUCAGAGUUCCUUGAACAACUGAAAGGAUGGAUGGAAACUACCUCCGGAGUUCAGGCUCUUCCUGUCAUGCAGCUUUUCCAUCGAUUGGCUUCUGCUGUUGGCGGACCUUUUUCUGGCAAUUCAGAGCCUGAAAGUCUAGAUUUGGAGAAAUUGAUUAAAUGGUUCUUGGAGGAGAUAAACAUUAGUAAACCUCCUGCAGCUAAAACCCGGACACCUUUUGGGGAAGUCACAAUUCUAGUAUUUAUGUUCUUCACCUUAAUGUUGCGAAACUGGCAUCAGCCAGGAAGUGAUGGUGGCUCUGCUACUAAAUCUGGAAGUACUACUGAAGUGCCAGACAAAAGUGUGUCCACAUCAAUGGCUGCCUCAUCAAUAGUGGAUGGACAAGAGAAAAAUGAUUUCAUAAUUGAUCUACAUCGAGCUUGUGGAACCCUUAGGCAUCAAACAUUUGUUAACUAUCUGAUGGAUAUUCUGCAGCAGUUGGUAAAUGUGUUUAAGUCACCAUCUAUUACCACAGAUGCAUCUUAUGGUAUGAAUGCUGCUUCAGGAUGUGGUGCUUUAUUAGUAAUAAGGAGAGAGGUGCCAGCAGGCAAUUUUUCACCAUUCUUUUCAGACUCCUAUGCAAAAUCACAUCGCUCUGAUAUAUUUGCGGACUACCAUAGACUCUUGUUGGAGAAUACUUUCAGACUUCUUUACAGUUUGAUACGGCCAGAAAAGCAUGAGAAGGGUGUGGAAAAAGAGAAGUCUUGUAAAGUAUCUCUGAGCAAGGAUUUGAAGCUAGAUGGAUAUCAGGAUGUCUUCUGUAGCUACAUAAAUAAUCCACAUACGACUUUUGUUAGAAGGUAUGCAAGGAGGCUCUUCUUGCAUCUAUGUGGUAGCAAGACACACUACUACAGUGUUCGAGACUCUUGGCAAUUCUCAAAUGAUUUGAAGAAGCUCUAUAAACAUAUAAAUAAAUCUGGUGGGUUUGAAAGUACGAUGUCAUAUGAGAGGAGCGUCAAGAUAGUUAAAUCUCUAUCCACCAUGGCUGAAGUUGCUUCAUCCCGACCUCGAAACUGGCAAAAGUACUGCUUGAGGCAUGCUGAUGUUCUACCUUAUCUUGUGAGUGGUGUUUUCUAUUUUGGGGAAGAGUGUUUAAUUCAGACAUUAAAAUUGCUGAAUCUGGCCUUCUAUACUGGAAACAUAUAUAACCACUCUUCACAAAAAGUGGAAGGAGGGGAUAUUGGCACAGUUGCAAGCAAGUCAGGCGUGCCAUUACUUGAAUCUAUGAAGAAGAAAAAGGGGGAAGAGAGUGAGUCAAGUGCUGAAAAAACUCACUUUGAUAUGGAAGCAGUGGUAGAUGUCCUUGUUGGCAAGGGUGGUGAUACACUGAAGCAAUUUAUUGACUGUUUUUUAUUGGAGUGGAAUUCAAGCUCUGUGCGUAUGGAAGCCAAAUUUGUCCUAUUUGGCAUCUGGCAUCAUGGAAAUCAAUCGUUCAAAGAGGCCUUGCUCACAGUACUUCUGCAGAAAAUAAAGUGUUUGCCCAUGUAUGGGCAGAACAUCACUGAAUAUACUGAACUUCUCACAUUCUUAUUGGGUAAGGUACCAGAGAACAGUUCAAAGCAACAAUGUGCUGAAAUAUUAGACAAAUGCUUGACCAAUGAUGUGAUCAGGUCCAUAUUUGACACACUUCACUCCCAGAAUGAGCUGUUGGCUAACCAUCCUAAUUCACGCAUAUAUAACACUUUAAGCGGUCUGGUGGAAUUUGAUGGUUACUAUCUUGAGAGUGAACCUUGUGUUGCCUGCAGCUCUCCUGAGGUGCCAUAUAGCAGGAUGAAACUUGAAAGCAUAAAAUCAGAAACAAAGUUUACAGGAAAUCGCAUCAUUGUCAAGUGUACUGGUAGCUUUACAAUCCAGAGUUUGAUCAUGAAUGUCCAUGAUGCUCGCAAAUCCAAGUCAGUGAAAGUGUUGAACAUUUAUUACAACAACAGACCUGUGGCCGACCUCUCAGAGUUAAAAAAUAAUUGGUCUUUGUGGAAGCGUGUGAAGAGCUGCCAUCUUACUUUUAAUCAGACAGAGCUAAAAGUUGAUUUUCCAAUACCAAUCACUGCAUGUAAUUUCAUGAUCGAACUGGAUUCUUUCUAUGAGAAUCUCCAAGCUUUAUCCCUUGAGCCUCUGCAAUGUCCUCGUUGUAGCCGGCCUGUCACGGAUAAGCACGGUAUUUGUGGCAAUUGUCAUGAGAAUGCAUAUCAGUGCCGACAGUGCCGUAAUAUCAAUUAUGAAAAUCUUGAUUCUUUCUUAUGCAAUGAAUGUGGAUACAGCAAGUAUGGUAGAUUUGAAUUCAAUUUUAUGGCGAAGCCAAGUUUCACCUUUGAUAGCAUGGAGAAUGAUGAAGAUAUGAAGAGGGGCUUGGCUUCCAUAGAGUUUGAAUCUGAAAACGCUCAUAAGAGGUAUCAGCAGCUUUUAGGCUUCAAGAAACCUUUGCUCAAGAUAGUAUCAAGUAUUGGUGAGAAUGAGAUGGACUCACAACAGAAGGAUUCUGUUCAGCAAAUGAUGGUCUCUUUACCUGGGCCUUCCUGUAAGAUAAACCGCAAAAUUGCUCUUCUUGGUGUAUUGUAUGGUGAGAAGUGCAAAGCAUCUUUUGAUAUUGUGAGUAAAAGUGUUCAGACUCUGCAAGGUUUGAGGCUGGUUUUAAUGAACUACUUGCAUAAAAAGCAGUCUGGAAAUUCUACUGCAACAUCUAGAUUGGCUGUUUCAAGGUCGCAAAAUAGUUGUUAUGGAUGUGCUUCUACUUUUGUUACUCAAUGUGUGGAGAUAUUACUGGUGCUAGCAAAGCAUCCGACAUCUAAGAAGCAACUUGUUGCAGCUGGUAUUCUGUCAGAGCUAUUUGAAAAUAACAUUCAUCAGGGCCCAAAAGCAGCUCGUAUCCAAGCAAGGGCAGUCCUCUGUGCUUUCUCAGAAGGUGAUGUGAAUGCAGUUGCGGAGUUGAACACUCUGAUGCAGAAAAAAGUGCUCUAUUGUCUUGAACAUCAUCGUUCCAUCGACAUUGCCCUGGCCACAAGAGAAGAUUUGUCAUUACUAUCUGAUGUCUGUUCUUUGGCAGAUGAAUUUUGGGAAUCUAGACUGAGGGUUGUCUUCCCGUUGUUGUUUUCUUCUAUUAAAUCAGGGGCUAAACAUCCUGCUAUAUCUGAGCAUAUUAUUCUCCCGUGCCUACGAAUUAUUUCACAGGCAUGUACUCCUCCAAAGCCCGAUGUACCUGAGAAAGAGUGUGUGGUAGGAAAAUCUGCUCAGGAUACACAAACAAAAGAAGAAGGCAACACAAAUGUAUCUGCAUCUAGUACGCUCGUCUGUGGAAGCAAACUUGGAUCAGAAUCAAAGAGUUGGAGUGAUUCUCAGCAAGUGCAAGAUAUGCAGUUACUGAGUUACUCAGAAUGGGAAAAAGGAGCUUCAUACCUUGAUUUUGUGAGGCGGCAGUAUAAGGUAUCUCAGGCAGCAAAAGGUGGCCAAAGAUCUCUACUUCAGAGGCAUGAUUAUUUGGCCUUGAAGUAUGGCCUAAGGUGGAAGAGGCGUGUUUGUAAAUCAGAUCGAAGCAAUAUGCCAUCGUUUGAGCUUGGCUCAUGGGUUUCAGAACUUAUAUUGAGCGCAUGCUCACAGUCUAUAAGGUCUGAAAUGUGCAUGCUGAUUAGCUUACUUUGUGGGCAAAGUUCAAUGAGACAACAUCGCUUGUUAAACUUGCUAAUGUCCCUGCUCCCUGCAACUCUUUCUGCUGGGGAAAAUGCUGCUGAAUAUUUUGAAUUGCUUUUUAAGAUGAUAGACUCAGAAGAUACUUGCCUUUUCUUGACUGCCAGUGGAUGCUUGAAAACAAUAUGCAAGUUGAUAACCCAAGAACUGAGUAAUGUUGAAUCCUUAGAGAGGAGUUUGCAUGUUGACAUAUCACAGGGUUUCAUUCUUCACAAGCUUAUUGAACUCCUUGGCAAAUUUUUGAAGAUCCCUAAUAUCAGAUCCAGAUUUAUGAGAGAACAUUUACUGUCUGAGGUACUUGAAGCUCUUAUUGUCAUAAGAGGGCUAGUUGUACAGAAGACAAAGUUGAUAAAUGAUUGCAAUAAGCUUCUGAAAGAUCUUUUGGAUAGUCUUCUGCUCGAGAGAGAUGAAAAUAAACAUCAAUUCAUCCAAGCAUGUAUCUCUGGUCUUCAAAUUCAUGGAGAUGAGAGUAAAGGAAGAACUUCUUUGUUCAUCUUGGAGCAACUCUGCAACUUGAUCAGCCCAUCAAAACUGGAACCUAUUUAUUUCUUGAUAUUGAACAAGGCUCAUACACAAGAAGAAUUUAUAAGGGGAUCAAUGACAAAAAAUCCUUAUUCAAGUGCAGAGGUUGGCCCCCUGAUGCGUGAUGUCAAAAACAAAAUUUGUCAGCAGCUGGAUCUAUUGGGACUCCUUGAAGAUGACUAUGGCAUGGAGUUGCUAGUAGCUGGAAAUAUUAUAUCUCUAGAUUUGAGCAUUGCUCAAGUUUAUGAACAAGUGUGGAAGAAGUCCAGUAGCCAUUCUUCAAGCACUACAGUGGGGACAACAUUAAUUUCAUCUACUUCUGCAGCAUCUGCCAGAGAUUGUCCUCCAAUGACAGUGACUUACCGAUUACAGGGUCUAGAUGGGGAAGCCACUGAACCCAUGAUUAAAGAAUUGGAUGAGGACAGGGAGGAAACCCAGGAUCCAGAGGUGGAGUUUGCCAUUGCUAGUGCAGUUCGGGAAUGUGGUGGACUAGAGAUCCUUUUGGGGAUGGUCCAGCGUUUGCAAGAUGAUUUCAAGUCUAAUCAAGAACAGCUAGUGGCAGUCCUUAAUCUGCUCAUGCUUUGUUGCAAGAUAAGAGAAAACAGAAAAACAUUGCUCAGGCUGGGAGCUUUAGGGUCACUACUUCAAACAGCGCGGAGAGCAUUCCUUGUGGAUGCCAUGGAGCCAGCUGAGGGCAUCCUAUUGAUUGUGGAGAGUUUAACAUUGGAAGCAAACAACAGCCAUAACAUUAGCUUUACUCCGGGUGUUCUUACAGUUUCUAAUGAAGAAAGAGGUGGUGGUGGUGAACAGGCCAAAAAAAUAGUUCUCCUCUUCUUGGAAAGGUUGUCUCAUCCAUCUGGACUUAAAAAAUCAAGCAAACAAGAGAGAAACACAGAAAUGGUUGCACGAAUUUUGCCUUACCUGACCUAUGGAGAACCAGCAGCAAUGGAAGUGCUCAUCCACCACUUCGAACCAUUUUUACAGGAUUGGGUUGAAUUCGAUAGGCUGCAAAGGCUUCAUGAAGAGGAUCCAAAGGAUGAGGGCAUUUAUCAGAAAGCAUCCAAGCAAAAAUUUACCUUGGAAAAUUUUGUGAGAGUUUCAGAAUCCCUGAAAUCAAGUUCCUGCGGGGAGAGGUUGAAAGAUAUUAUAUUGGAAAAGGGAAUUAUCAGAUCUGCUGUUGAGCAUCUAAAAAAUAGCUUUGCAUUUACUGGACAUGAAGGUUACAGAUCUACUGCUGAAUGGACUGCGGGAUUAAAACUGCCAUCUGUUCCCCUCAUAAUGUCCAUGCUAAGGGGGUUGUCAAUGGGACAUUUGGCUACUCAGACUUGUAUUGAUGACGGGGGGAUCUUACCUUUGCUACAUGCUUUAGAGGGUGUUUCUGGUGAAAAUGAGAUUGGAGCAAGGGCUGAAAACUUGUUGAACACACUUUCUGAUAAAGAGGGAAAAGGUGAUGGCUUCUUGUCUGAGAAGGUUUGCCAGCUGAGAGAUGCAACCCGAGAUAGGAUAAGACGCAUAGCUCUAAAGAAAAGGGAACAGUUGCUUAAGGGUCUUGGGUGGGCUUCGGAUGGGGGUGACCGUAUUGUGGUUGCUCAGCCAGUCUUGGAAGGUUUAGAAGAUGUAGAGGAAGAGGAUGGGUUGGCUUGCAUGGUUUGUCGUGAAGGGUACCAAUUGCGCCCCACUGACCUACUAGGUGCCUACACAUACAGUAAAAGGGUGAACCUUGGUGUUGGAACUUCAGCAAAUGCACGCGGAGGAGAUUGUGUUUACACAACAGUCAGCCAUUUUAACGUCAUACACUUCCAGUGUCACCAUGAGGCUAAAAGGGCAGAUGCUGCCCUGAAGAAUCCAAAGAGGGAGUGGGAUGGUGCAGCACUUAGAAACAAUGAGACACUCUGCAAUAAUCUCUUUCCUUUAAGGGCUGCAUCAGUUCCAAUAGGUCAGUAUGUGCGUUAUGUGGACCAAUACUGGGAAUAUCUCAAUGCUCUAGGGCGUGUUGAUGGAAACCGGCUACGGCUUUUAACCUAUGACAUCGUUUUGAUGCUUGCUAGGUUUGCAACUAGGGCUUCAUUUAGUGCAGAUAGCCGAGGCGGGGGGAAGGAAAGUAAUGCACGUUUUUUGCCCUUCAUGAUACAAAUGGCACGUCACCUUCUUGAGUAUGACUCUACACAGCAGCGGCAUACAAUGGCGAAGUCCAUCUCAACUUAUCUCGCCCCAUCCUCAGAACCCAAAAACACAAGUGCUGCUGCCGCCGCCGCCGCUGGAACAGAAGAAACGGUCCAGUUCAUGAUGGUUAGCUCCCUUCUGGUGGAAUCAUAUGAGUCAUGGUUGGAUCACCGUUUUGGGUUCUUGCAGCGGGGAAUAUCCCACGCGUACAUGCAGCACACUCAUGGCCGGCGCCCGAACCCCUUGGGCCCAGCAGGAGGAAACAGUACAACAGUAACAACAACUAGCGACGAAUCAGGCGGUGACUUGUUGUCUAUAAUACAACCGAUGCUCGUGUACACGGGUUUGAUCGAACAACUCCAGCGCUUCUUCAAGGUAGCGACAGUGACAAAGAAAGCAGUCACAGAGAGUUCAUCUGGAUCCAAGGAGGAAGGAGUGGAGGGACUGGAAGGUUGGGAAGUGAUUAUGAAAGAGAGAACUUUGAAUGUGAAGGAGAUGGUUGGGUUCUCCAAGGAGUUGCUUUCUUGGCUGGACGACAUGCUUUCGGCGUCAGAUCUGCAGGAGGCUUUUGACGUCCUCGGAGUUUUGAGCGACGUGCUCUCUGGCGGCAGGGGCGGCGGCCGUGGCUUUGCUUCAUGUGAGGAUUUUGUUCGUGCUGCAAUUGAUGCUAAAACCCCAUGAAAAAAAAUAUUUCCCGUUGUUUUUGUGUACUCAUUGUAAUGUAAUGAGCCUUGUACUGUAACUAUAAAUGUAUGAUCAAUCAGAUACUUCUUAGAGUUCUUUCACAUCAGAUUAUAAUAAUAAUAUGUUUUGAUCCGA